Micropterus salmoides (largemouth bass) is the source of this 8484-nucleotide messenger RNA. Its product is annotated as beta-1,4-galactosyltransferase 6-like. The record is from RefSeq and is a predicted model, not a curated record. Gene Ontology annotation, molecular function: UDP-galactose:glucosylceramide beta-1,4-galactosyltransferase activity. Gene Ontology annotation, biological process: carbohydrate metabolic process; glycosphingolipid biosynthetic process. NCBI's taxonomy places the organism in Eukaryota, Metazoa, Chordata, Actinopteri, Centrarchiformes, Centrarchidae. Bases 655 to 1836 code for a protein of 393 amino acids. The transcript has 10 exons.
UGGUUUUCCAGCCACCGGAAACGGUCUCUGCAGUGGCAGCAGAAAAUGAAAAGGAGGCAAAGCUGAGAUUUAUUUUCAUGUAUCAUCCUGGACAAAUGUGUGUUGAAUGCGACUGUUACGUGGAAACAGUGUGGAGACACCCGGUGGCAUGACUGGACUCCUGUGUGCGCGGUUUGAUGAAGUAGUGCGCCGACUGUUUUGGAAACAUCGCACCGGCCGCGAGUAGAUUGUGUGGGAUAGUAAGAGCGGUCCUGCCCCCUUCAAUGACCAACCUACAGCGCUAGCGAUAAAACUUCGCUGGCGACACCGCAACCAUGGAAGGCUACCACGGGUAUUCGUAAGCAGUAUUGCUGCAGAGCUCUUGGUCCGCAGUAAAACGGUUUCAACAUGCCCGACCGGCGGUGCUACACGAGGCUAUCAGUUGCCUGAUAAUAACGUUAAAGGCCUGCUUUUUCCAUCUGGAAAUUUCUUUGCAGGGGAAGCAGGCCAGCUAGCACUGCUAGCGUUAGCCUUUCCGCGCUGCAUUUCUGGGCUUUGGCGGUGCAGGUUUUUCCAUGACUACGCCAUCGACUUUGGUGUGUAAUUCAAUGACUGUUUAACUCAACGUAUUGUAUGGGAUUCAUAUCGGCGAAAGAGAAGCGGGCCUAAGCCAAAAUGGUGAACUGGAGGCGGCUGCUGCGAAUGUCCAACCGAUCAUUUCUGGCCUUCAUAUUCUUCUUUUCCAUGUCCACCACUUGUCUCUACUUCAUUUAUGUGGCUCCUGGAAUAGCCAACACAUACUUCUUCAUGGUGCAGGCUCAGGGCAUCAUGUUGAGGGACAACGUGAGGACCAUUGGCCAGAUGAUCCGAUUGUACACCAACAAGAACAGUACACUCAACGGGACGGAUGCGACCAGACUGACCAGCAUGUGUGUACAUGACUAUCCUGACGGUAGUAACUCCAGUGAAUACCUGGUCCAACCAACCACGUACCUCCCUGAGAACUUCACCUACGUCCAGAACCUCCCCUGCCCAGAGCGAUUACCUUCUAUGAAGGGCCUUAUGGAAGUGAACAUGACAGAGAUCCCUAUGGAGACGAUAGAGCUGAAGUUCUCCAAGUUUUAUGGCAUUGAAUUUGGAGGCCAUUGGAAACCAAAGGACUGCAGACCUCGCUGGAAGGUGGCCAUCCUGAUUCCAUUUAGAAACCGCCAUGAACAUCUCCCCAUCCUCUUCCAACACCUCAUCCCCAUGCUACAGAGACAGCGACUGCAGUUUGCCUUCUACGUCAUCGAACAGAGUGGGAGCCAGCCCUUCAACAGAGCCAUGCUGUUUAAUGUGGGAUUCCUGGAGGCUAUCAAGGACUUGGACUGGGACUGCUUGAUCUUCCAUGAUGUUGACCACAUCCCAGAGAAUGACCGAAACUACUACGGCUGUGGCCAGAUGCCACGCCACUUUGCUGCCAAGCUGGACAAAUACAUGUACAUUCUUCCAUACUGUGAGUUCUUUGGUGGUGUGAGUGGACUCACCGUAGAGCAGUUCCACAAGAUUAAUGGCUUUCCCAAUGCAUUCUGGGGCUGGGGAGGAGAGGAUGAUGACUUGUGGAACAGGGUUCACUAUGCUGGUCUGAAUGUCACAAGACCAGAAGGAGAGAUCGGCAAGUACAAGUCAAUUCCUCACCACCACAGAGGAGAAGUGCAGUUCCUCGGGAGGUAUAAGCUGCUGAGGUAUUCCAAAGAGCGACAACACCUGGAUGGCCUCAACAACCUCCGUUACAGCCCCCACAUCUCCCUCAGCAGUCUCUACAAGAACAUCACGGUGGACCUAUACCCCGAGCUCGCUCCUAUAACGGACUACUGAACUGCCCCCACCAACCCCAACCCAACCUCUCCUCCCCAGCUCACCCAGCUCCCCUCCAGCCUGGCCUCCCAGUGCCCCGUUCAGCCAUGCAGAGGAUGGAGGAGAGGAGGGGGGCACAGGACAGGGGGGUGAAGAGGCGCACCAUGUUAGCUGCCAAGAAAUCUUAGUGAGGGGAAAAAAAGAAAAUCCAAACUGAAAAAAUGAGGUGGCAGUGGCAAGUCUGUCAGAGUUAACUGUGUGUGUGUGUGUGUGUGUGUGAGAGAGAGAGAGAGAGAGAUGGGUGAGAAGCUGCAUGUCUUUUUGUCCGUGCCGGCUUAACUACUGCAAGUUGACAUGAGUCUUCGUUUAGGUUGGAGGGAGCAGCAGCAUCUCAGCUCUGAUGUUUACUGCAAAGCCUUACUGUGGCAGAACCACAGCUCCCUCUGCUCGGCUCUGCGCUGCUUCACUUCUCAUGUAUCACCGUCACCUUACAAGCCAUCGUUCUACUACCAUUUGUUUUAAACAUAUCAUAUAUUAGGCCACAGUUUUCCUUUAACGGAGGGAACUGAGCAAGGUCAGCAUUGAUGUUUUUUUAUUUUGAUACGUGGUAUUUAUUUUCUCUGGUUCAGGGUGUUUGAAGAAACACUCAUCUGUGUUUGCUGUUAGUUUUGCUGCACUGCUGCUGAAUCCGCAUGAACUCGUAUGUAAAUAUCGGCCUCUUAAAGCUCGAACACAACACAGAAAUGUAAAUAUGGGCCUUUAUGCGCUCAGGCAUAUUCCAGCGAUACUCCAGUGGGUUUGAAUUUUAUUUUGGCAGCUACCUUUGUUCUGAGGAUUUAAUAAGAGUGAGUGGUGUCUUCUAUAUAGGAUGUUUGGCUUAAAACAGAACAAAACAGAAGUAUCCAAAUCUAAAGAUUUGACAUUAUCUUUUGCAUGCCUUAAUUUAUUUUGUUUACCUGUUUUUGUUCUUCUUAAGCAUAAAUUAUUUCACCAGUUGGAGAGUGUAUAUUUUUUCAUUUUGCCUUUUUUCUUUGAGGUGCAUUGUGUGAAAAGAGUAGAGCUGCUGCUCAGAAAGAGGGAGUCCAUAGUCCACAGCAGGAGUUUGUCCACAAAGCACACUUUAGUGCAGGUUCAUGGUCUCAUGUGAGUGUACAUUUUUUUGUCUCAGAUGUGUUUUUAGUUUAUUUUCAUUUUUUUAUGAUUUUUAUUCUAGUGAGUUCUGGACAUGUGAUAAAGCUCUUCAUUGUACUGUACCAUGCUAUGAAGCAUGGGCAUUUAAGCUGGAUGCUGUGUGUGUCUGGACUGUGGUGUAAUUAUUUUCUUGCUUGAAGGGCCAGAAUGAGAGAACCUUAGUGUCAGCUCCUCACAGCUGAAGCUACUGCUGUUCUUGAAUGGCACAUGCUGUGAAAAGUUUCAUUUCUUAAAGCUUUGAGCACUAUAAAGAUGGAGUGAAACGUGUAGGCAGACGAUAUCUGAACAGAUGUUCACUGUUAGGAUUCUCGUCUAUAUCACCAUAUCUCUUUUAAAUUGGACCGUGAAUUGUGUUUUGGGACAAUUUUUUUAUUGUAUGUCCUGCAAUGAUAAGUCAGAACUCAAACCAUUUUGACCUGGCCAUUAUUUACCGUCUUAUCAGACUAUUUCAUUCAUGAGCAAGAUUCUCACUUCUCUGUGAGACCGGUCCAACGACAGCCCAUUUAGGUCUCUGGUGACCAAAGACAUGUAAGAACUUCGAACCAAAGGGUCUCUCUGUGACUGCUGCUAAGACCCACGGCUACAAACCAAUCAGAAUAAGACAUGAAACACACUGUCCAACCCAACAGAUCUCUCACCACAUCAGCUUACGUACUUGCGUCAUGUGGUUUAGGUAGGGAAUGAACUGGAGUUGGGUCAGAAGGAUGUUGGCCAUUGAAGUUGUGUCUGCUUGCAUAUUUCCUGUUUUCUUCUAUAUACGAACAGUUGGUUAGCUGAUUGACAGAGUUAAUCUGCAACUAUUUAGAUUACAGAUGGAAGUCGAAAACAGAAAUGCCAAAUUAUUCAGUCCAUUUAACCAAAUGUGAAUAUAUGUUUAGGAUAAUAAAGCAAAUAUCUUUAGAUUUUUGGUCUAUUGGGUAGACAAAGCAAGCAUUUUGAAGACAUCACGUUGAAGUCUGGGAAAUUGUAAUUUUAUAGGCAGACCAAUGAAGGGAUUCAGUGAGAAAAUCAGCAGAUUAGUUGGUUGCAGAUUUUGUUUUCUAUUCCCAUUGUAGCACUGUAAUUGACCAAGCAUUCUAACGUGCCUCAACGGUGAUGUAAUGAUGAAUAGACAUUAUCAUCUCAUCUCAAAAUGAACCUGUGCGAUGGCCGCUGGCACACAGCGUGUGCAGUCAUGCCCUCCUGUCUGUACUAGCCGGCAAAUAAAAGCAUGUCUUCUUUUGAAGUGGUGAUACUCAUGACAUGACCAAGUGUUCCACUUGGUCCAUGGCCUUGUAACCAAAGUGUUUGCACCAAUGGUGAUUUUGGUUUUAGGCUUAAACGUUACACAUGUUGAAAUGAUGUUCUGUGUGUGCUGUUAAUAUUUGGAGUAGCACACACUUGAAAGCCUUACACAAAUACAUGUUUAGUGAAGCAGUUGAUGAGGUUUUGUUGACAGUAGAUAGAUAGGUAAGAUGAAGGUGAAUAGGUUUCAGGUAUGAAAUGGCUAGAGUUAUUUCUACAGAUUUUUUCUUGUUUUAAAUAAGGGUUGGUUAGCACACCAGGGUUCCCAGCAGCCUGUACGUUGUUGUUUUCUUCUCUGAAAAGCAGAGUGUCUGAACAUCACACUGCAGUACAAUGUGGCUUGUGUUCAGUUCAGCCACAAAGCUUUAACACUUAAUAGCAUGUUGAUCUGAUCAGAGAGAAGUGCAGAGUACCUCUGAUGCUUAAGUUCACCCCUUCUAGCCGUGGUCUUUCCUGUCUGGGGAAGUGGACACCGAGCAGUGUUCAUUUAGCAGAUGCUUCUCUUGUGCAAUGCCUUCCUUAGCUUAGUACCACAAUUUUGCAUAAGAUAAGAGAGCAGCCCUGUUCUUAGGUUACUGGCUGUGAUCUGACUGAGUGUUGUUGAGAAGAACGUAGUAGUCAUAACUCCUGGUGAUCAGCUGGUUAGGGUGUAUACAAAACCAUCAUGCCAUUAAUUACGUGACCCCCCCCCCCACACACACACACACACACACACACACACACACUGCACAUACACUUUCUGUUGAUCUGCACCUCCUGUUCUGUUGCUACGGUAUUCAGUACAGCAGUAAUGCCUUAAUUAUUAACUACUGUUUGGAGUAAUCUAAAAUAUCUUCAGAAGCAGUAUUCAGAUUUUGUAAAAUUUCAAAAAGAUGAACCCACUUCUUCUGAAUGGUCUGGUACAAUUAACAAAAGGAGUCAGUUUGAACAUGACACUACGAAGAACAUGAACUGCAUGUUAGCGUUCCCUUUUACAUGUGUAACUAUCCAGCAAAUGAAGAAUGUUACAAACAUCAACUUUGUCCAAACGGCUACAAAAAGACAGGCUUCAUCAUAUUUUCUUGACUUCAGUAUUGAUUGAAGUAGUUGUUUCUACAAUCUACAACCCCCCCACCCCCCCACACAGUUUGAGUCUCAGUAUAUGGGUACCUUGGCCUCUACACGUCUCUGCCUCGGUCUGUCUGUAUUUCCCCCACGUCUGUAGUUUCAAGCAAAACAAACCUCAAUAAUUCUCUUCAGUAUACUUCCGAUUUGGGUGUCUCCAUAGACAGUUGAGACUAGGGAGGAGCAACUAGAAUGAGCCACAGAAGCCGGCAUACAACUGCUUCCCUCGGUAGAGAAGUACUUGACUAGUACACCGAUGAUAAAACAGGUGGACUUCUCCUUCAACAACUGAAGCAGUGAUAUGUCACGGUCACGGAGUGUUUCCAAGCAUGACUCUGUUAGGAGAUGGCUGACAGGGCACUCAGUAUGUAGCUCAGGCUGUGUUCCAUUAUUCUAAUGGAUCUAGUUUGCAGAAUGCUAAAAGGGAAAAUAUCUUUGUAUAAAUAUCAAAAUUUUUCAUAUUCGUCCCUGGCUCUGAUAAGCGUUGGGUGUCAGGCCAGUGGGUCCCAGUAGCUGUGGUUGACUUCACCUUUUAUCACAUGACUGUCUGAAAUCCAAAAGUAUCUAAUACCGUUCAGAUGAUGUGUUCACCAUUAGGCAACUCUAUUCCAUUCUACUGUUUUUUUAUUUGUGCCUUGAGUUCUUUUUCUUUCUUUUUCACUUUACAUUCUAACUGAAGAGAUUAAAAUUGGUUUUGUUUUUCCUGAAUUGUCGAUGAUUUGUCACCUUCUUUAAUUAUAUCAAGCCAGACUUGAAAAGUGUGACAUACGUAAAUGAUGAGACUCCAAAAGAUCAGUCUGUCUGCUCCAGUGUGUGGCUGCCUUGACAUCAUGUGUAUUAACCCACUGUAUCUCACUGGAUGCGAGUCAUGUUCAAUGCAAAGACUGAGCUAUGAGUGCAGUCUGCACAUUUAAUGUGUUACUUGCAGUUGAGGGUUCAUCUUAUUUGCCAACCAAACUUCACUGCCCACCAAAAGAAUGAACACAAGCACAUAUCCUAUCAUAUCGACAAUUUUAAGCACAAAAUUGCUUAAGCUGUGAUGCUAAUCACCGAGAACUGCAUCCUAAAACCUUUUUUUGUAGCCUAUAAUUUGCAUGGCCUAGCCUAGCAUUACAUAGGUGGUUUUAAAAAAAAAAAAGAUAAUUUCCAUCCAGUUUCCAUGUGCAUGAUGACCAGAGCUGGUAGACGGAAGCUUUGCUUUUGUGAACAGCGCUGCAGGCAGCUUCCCACUGACGAGCAGUUAUUGAACAGCAUUAUGUUGAUAGUCAUACCUGUGCACCUGGUGCAACAUGACUCCGCUUCAGACUGGUUAUGUGAUUGUUUUUGGCAACACUGUGGUCUUUAUUUUUCCAUGUUCAGCAUGCACUUCUGUCAUUGUAUGAACAUUUAUUUCAUUUGUUGACUCUGAAAAAAAGUUCAUAAUUAGAACCUUAUUGGCUGACACUGAUAUAUCUAUGAUAAUUGGCCAGUAUAUAUCUUGUCACAGAUAUCUCAAUGCAUAUGCUGGUAAAUAGAGUACAAGCAUCUACAAAUAUUCAGAUGUGUUGGAUGACAUUUAGAAACAGUGUUGCUGUUACAUAAUUUGUCCACCAGAGACUGCUGACAAGUUAUUUUUCUUGACUCCAGUCUGGGUCACAAGUCUUUAUGAACCAAUUCAUACCACACGGUACACACUGGAAAGAGCUUUCAGCCACAUCUUCUGGCAUUCACCUGCAGAUGGAGAGUGCUCAUAAUAAUGAUAAAGAAUAAAGGCCGAUAUAUCGGCCGAUGGUAGUAUAUUGCAGAUCUAUUGGUAUCAGUGUAUUAUGGCAGCCAACAAGUAACUAGAACUUGUCUUAGAGAAAUGACAAAGAUAUGUUGCCCCACAUGGUUCACUAGUAGGCAUUCUGGAGCUUUCCAUUUUCUUCAUCAUUGUCUUCCAUAGCCCCACUUAUAACGUUUAAGUCUUUUUAAUAUUCUGAACAUGUAGAAUUCAUGACAACAGGGUAAACCCCAUCCAAACAUAAUGUGAUACAAUACAGAAGCUCCCUAACAGCGACUAAUUGAACUUUUGGUGACAAGAAUGCAUUGUCAAUCUUUGAAUUGAAUUGUUUGAAUUUCGUUAGUGUUGCCUUUUACAUGGUCCUCCAGAGAGCGCUAAUAAGUUGCAUUUAACUGUAAAAUUUCCCACUCGCUACAUAUUUAAUAACAAAAAAGACAGAUUUAACCUCAUUCCAAAUAUUUGUGUUUAUGUAAAAUUAGUAUUGGUCUAUGUUAUCAAGUUUUGUAACCAUUCGAUAUCAGCCUCAAAUUCCAGUAUCAGUCCGGCUUGAAGUACCGAACCACCUUCAUUAAAACUUACACCAUUGGCUGGUGAAGACCAUGACAUGUAACUGAAAGCCCAAUAAACUGACAUGCUAAGAAUUUUGUUUCUAUCAAACUGCUUUUUCCAAGGUCAAUAUUGAACCCUCAAUAUAUGUUUGAAGAAAAUCAGCUCAUAUAUUAUCAGAGUUUUUAUGCAUACCAGUAUCGGCCUCUAAAAUCCAGCAUCUGUCUAGCUCCACUGUUACUAAUUAAAAUGUUGCAAUGAUUUUGUAAACAUUGUUUAUGGCAACACUGGUAGGUAUUUGUUGGUGGCUGGAUGUAAGCGGAGACAUUUGCUAAGUAAUGCACUUAGAGCUUUAUAAAAAAAAAAUACUAAAAUAAGAAAAGGAAUCAUUUGCUCAGUUCCAGCUCAGCUCAGUUUGGGUGAUUGACCACAUUACUUCCAUCACAGCUUGAUGUGGGACCUGUAACAUAUUUUCUUUGUAGCUCUUUGAUCCUCUGUAUGUCAUCAUUGUAUGAUCACCAAGUUUUUCAUUUCCACAUGAGUUCAUGUCGAAGAAUAAAGCGGCGUUCUCCCUCAGCCAACCCUGUGAAUAUGCUGAUGUAGCACCCACUCUUGACAUGCUCAGUUUCUUCAGUUCUUAGCUCCAUUGCCAGACUUCUGCAGUAUUUGGUAACAGACAGUAUUAAAACGGUAUGAGUCUGGUGUUGAACUGUUACUUUGUAAAGAUUUUUUCUUUGUCAACAGAAGACAAAAUAAACACUUCAUUGCCAUAUUCAGAAAAA